Molecule: messenger RNA, 2501 nt
Organism: Lotus japonicus
Lineage: Eukaryota; Viridiplantae; Streptophyta; Magnoliopsida; Fabales; Fabaceae
Product: pentatricopeptide repeat-containing protein At5g39710-like
Exons: 2
Coding region: 63-1901 (612 amino acids)
Molecular function (GO): protein binding
Source: RefSeq, a predicted model, not a curated record
CCUAGUUAAAUUAGAAGCUAGAAAGUUGUUCAUUGCAUCCUUGUUGCCGAUCUUCCCACACAAUGAAGCUCCUCCGUGCUUCAUUCACCGCCGCCCUCAAAAUGGCACUGAACGUUAACAUUUACAACGGGAUGAUCCGCGGCUUCGCCACCGCCGCUGGGAAAUCAGAUUCAGAAUCGAAGAAGGUGGGGGAAGCGUUUCAGUCGUUGAAGCGGUUGUGCCGGGAAGGGAGGAUACCAGAGGCUGAGCAGAUGCUUGAGGUGAUGAAAUGCAAGGGUUUGUUCCUUGAUGAGAGGACUUACUCGUCUGUCAUUGGUUGGUUCUGCAACCUGAAUAAGAUUGAUUCGGCUCAUACCCUUUUGAGUGAAAUGAUUGCUAAGGGUUUUUCACCCUCGGUUGUUACAUACAACUCACUUGUUUUUGCAUAUUGCCGUCGGGAUAGUGUUGAUAAGGCUGUGGGAAUUCUGAGGGCCAUGGCUGAGAGAGGUUUGUCUCCUGAUGUUGAUAGUUAUAACCGUGUUAUUUCUAAGUUUUGCAAAAUGGAGGAGCUGGAGGAGGCUCUUGAAAUGAAGGAGGAGAUGGUUGAUAAGGGCAUCUUUCCUGAUGCUGCGACGUAUUCGUCGCUUAUGGAGGCCUUGUGCGUAGAGCAAAGACUGUCGGAAGCUUUUGAUCUCUUCCGAGAGAUGCUGCGCGGGGGUGUGUCGCCAGAUGAGCUUACUUAUACUAGAUUGCUGAAUGCUUGUUGUCUUGUAGGUGAAUUCACUAAGGCUUUUCAUUUGCAUGAUGAAAUGAUACACAAGGGGUUUUUGCCUGAUUUUGUUACUGGGUUUUCGCCGGCUAUUGUUACAUACAAUGCGCUUAUUCAUGGGCUUUGCUUUUUGGAUAGGGUUGAGGAGGCUCUGGAGAUUUUGAGGGGCAUGCCUGAGAUGGGGUUGUCCCCUAAUGCUGUUAGUUAUAGCACUGUUAUAUCCGGGUUUUGCCAAAUCGGGGAGCUGGGGAAGGCGUAUGAAUUGAAGAUUGAGACGGAGGACAAGGCCAUCUGGUGGCUCGAUGAAGACACGUAUGAUUCACUUAUGGACAGCCUGUCGUAUGAGGAUACUUAUUCUAGUGUGAUGAAUGACUACUUAGCUGAAGGUAACAUGCAAAGGGCUUUGCAAUUGGAUCAUGAUAUGUCACGUGAUGGUUAUUUGUCAAGUUAUGUUGCCUAUAGUGUGCUUAUUAAUGGACUUCAUAAGAAAGCUAGGACAAGAGAAGCUAAGAGGGAUCUUUUAUAUAUAGCUUCUGAUGGCUUUUUGUCUAUGCCAUCUUACACAGUAUAUGAUAUUCUUUUAGAGAACUGCAGUAAUAGUGAAUUUAAGAGUCUGGUAGAGCUUGUUAAAGAUUAUAGUAUGAGGGAUUUAUCGGACGACGCAGCCACAGCUCAUACCACAAUGCUUCACCUGAAAAAUAAGACAGAUGGAGAAAAUAAGACAGAUGGAGGAAUGUAUAACCUGUUAAUAUUUGAACAUUGUAGAUCCCAUAAUGUUCAUAAGGCGUAUAAUAUGUACAUGGAGAUGGUGCAUUAUGGUCAUGCUCCGCACAUGUUUUCUGUACUUGCUCUUAUUAGUGCUCUAGAUGAUGAUAGAAUGUACAAUGAGAUGUCUUGGGUAAUUAAUAACACAUUGAGGAGCUGUAAUCUCAGUGAUUCUGAGCAGCUUAAAGUGCUUAGUGAAAUUAAUGUCACGAAAUCUGAAAUUUAUGCUCUUUUGGAUGUGUUAGCUGAAAUGGCCAUGGAUAGCCUGUUACUUGAUGGUGGAAAGUGUUCAUAUGCUCCAGCAUCCCGCCAUGUCCACUUCUCUGCUGCCACCAUUAUUGUCUUCCUGAUUUUAAUCCUAAGAGGUCUUCAAGAUUUCUUCACAUGAGGUUACUGAGCAUAUACUACUGUUUGGGUGUUUUUUAUUUUGGGUUAAAAACUAUAACCGUCCCUGAACUUUGAGCGAGAUUUGAAAACCGUCCCUCGCCGGAAAAUUAUCUGAAAACCAUCCUCAGACUUUCAAAAACAAAUUGGACCCGUCCCUCCGACCACCAUAGCUCCGGCGAGCUGCUUAUGUGGCCUUCCACGUCAGUUAAUGAGCCUAUGUGUAAUUUUUUUAUUAUUUAAAAUUAAAAAAAAUCAUAAUUAUUUUAUUUAACCCAAUUAUCCUAAAUUAACCAUAAAUCCCCAAAUUAACCCUAAACCCCCUUUGAACCCAGAAAUCUUGCAAGGUUCCAUCUUUGAACAUUCUACAUUGAACAUUGCUCUUGAAACAGAGUAAAACAGAGAAGGAAAACACUGCAUCAGAUUCUGGGGUGGGGUUGGAGAGGGAAGAGAACAAGAAACCACCGCCACCACCCCCAACCUCACGCACCACCACGCCCACCCACCACCACGGCACAAACCCAUCACCCCCAACCUCACCAACCCAGAAACCCACCCACCACCAGAGCAAAAAUCGACCACCCUCACUCCCAGCACCCUCAAC